GGAUGAUAUUGAUGUGAUAACAUCGACGUAGAGAGAUUGAUCAAUGUUUAUACAUUUGUGGAAGUGAUGAAGGUUAAAAUAAAGCAGUGGAAUGGUGUGGCGUCCUGGUUGUGGGUGGCCAAUGAUGAGAACUGUGGCAUCUGUCGAGCCCCUUUCAAUGGAUGCUGCCCAGACUGUAAGGUCCCAGGUGAUGACUGCCCGUUGGUUUGGGGUCAGUGCUCUCACUGUUUCCACAUGCACUGCAUCCUGAAGUGGCUAAAUUCUCAACAAGUACAGCAGCAGUGCCCAAUGUGCCGUCAGGAAUGGAAGUUUAAAGAGGGAGACACUUCCUGAGGAGAUCAAAUAAAUGCACCACAGAUUG
Messenger RNA from Rhinichthys klamathensis goyatoka, 361 nucleotides. RefSeq names its product APC11 anaphase promoting complex subunit 11 homolog (yeast) (gene anapc11). NCBI's taxonomy places the organism in Eukaryota, Metazoa, Chordata, Actinopteri, Cypriniformes, Leuciscidae. The coding region runs from base 67 to 333 and encodes 88 amino acids. The transcript has 4 exons. The record is from RefSeq and is a predicted model, not a curated record. Gene Ontology annotation, cellular component: anaphase-promoting complex; nucleus. Gene Ontology annotation, biological process: protein ubiquitination; anaphase-promoting complex-dependent catabolic process; positive regulation of mitotic metaphase/anaphase transition. Gene Ontology annotation, molecular function: cullin family protein binding; zinc ion binding; ubiquitin protein ligase activity.